AUGUCCCUUGAGCCGACGUUGCAGGGGCUGUUGCAGUCAAAACUCCAAUGGAUCUUUGUGGGCGGCAAAGGCGGUGUGGGCAAAACGACCACCUCUUGCGCCGUGGCAACCCUUUUUGCCUCAACGCCAAUUUACGAUGAGGCGACGAAUACGACACGCCCGCGUCGGGUGCUACUUAUUUCCACUGAUCCCGCGCACAAUCUUAGUGAUGCCUUCAGUCAGAAGUUUGCUAAUACGCCGACGCCCGUGAAGGGCAUGGAAGAGACACUCUUUGCGAUGGAAGUGGACCCUACAAAUCUCAUACACACGGGGUUUGGCGCCAUGCACAGUGCUGCGGUUGACGCUUCAACGGGUACGAACGCGCCAUCGCCAUUCGUUGUGCUGGGAAGUAUUCUAAAGGAGGCGGCGGGCACGCUACCUGGAAUAGACGAGCUCUCCGUGUUUGCGGAAAUUUUGCGUGGGGUUCAGCAACUUUCUUAUGACAUUGUUAUUUUUGAUACCGCGCCGACGGGUCACACACUGCGGCUUCUUGCUCUGCCACACACCGUAAACUCGACAAUCGAGAAGCUGUUGUCGCUAGAGGGGCUGGAAUCCUUGAUCCGUGCCGCGUCCACGCUUUUGUCUGCUUCAACCAGCCUUGGAGACGUGUCGUCGCUGAUGCCUGCCGUUAACAAGUGGCGGGAAAGUGUGCAGGAGGUGCAGCGGCAGUUUACGGACGCUGAAAAGACGGCCUUUGUGUGUGUCUGCAUCCCGGAAUUUCUUAGCGUCUACGAGACAGAGCGCUUGGUGCAGGAGCUGAUGAAGUACGACAUCAGCUGUGAUAGCAUUGUGGUGAAUCAGCUUGUUCUGAAGCCGUCGAGCGAGCCAGCCUGUCGUAUGUGUAUGUCUCGACAGAAGAUACAGGCAAAGUAUUUGGCACAAAUUGACGCUCUCUACGAGGACUUCCACGUGGUGCGGAUGCCGCUGCUGAGCGAUGAGGUGCGUGGAAUCCCUGCACUGCAGCGAUUUGCGCGGUUUCUGGUGGAGCCGUAUGAUGCUGACCGUCAUGGGUACAUCGACGUCUGCGGGGAUGCGCCGUAG
This is a messenger RNA of Trypanosoma rangeli, 1080 nucleotides long. RefSeq names its product anion-transporting ATPase. The coding region runs from base 1 to 1080 and encodes 359 amino acids. Lineage: Eukaryota; Euglenozoa; Kinetoplastea; Trypanosomatida; Trypanosomatidae. The transcript has a single exon. The record is from RefSeq and is a predicted model, not a curated record. Gene Ontology annotation, molecular function: ATP binding; ATP hydrolysis activity. Gene Ontology annotation, cellular component: GET complex. Gene Ontology annotation, biological process: post-translational protein targeting to endoplasmic reticulum membrane.